Molecule: messenger RNA, 1035 nt
Organism: Abrus precatorius (Indian licorice)
Lineage: Eukaryota; Viridiplantae; Streptophyta; Magnoliopsida; Fabales; Fabaceae
Product: DNA repair protein RAD51 homolog
Exons: 9
Coding region: 1-1035 (344 amino acids)
Biological process (GO): chromosome organization involved in meiotic cell cycle; DNA strand invasion; double-strand break repair via homologous recombination
Cellular component (GO): condensed nuclear chromosome
Molecular function (GO): single-stranded DNA binding; DNA strand exchange activity; double-stranded DNA binding
Source: RefSeq, a predicted model, not a curated record
AUGUCAACCAGCGUGGAGCAUUCAAGAAACCAGAAAGCUGUCCAACAACAUGACGAUUCUGAAGAAAUGCAAGAUGGCCCUCUGCCUGUCGAGCAACUUCAGGCAUCGGGUAUAGCCUCCACAGAUGUUAAAAAGCUUAAAGAUGCUGGUAUUUGCACGGUUGAAUCCGUUGCUUACACUCCUAGGAAAGACCUUUUACAAAUUAAAGGAAUCAGUGAAGCUAAAGUUGAUAAGAUAAUUGAAGCAGCCUCUAAGCUUGUGCCUAUGGGUUUUACUAGUGCUAGUGAACUCCAUGCCCAGCGUGAUGCAAUCAUUCAGAUAACUACAGGAUCAAAAGAGCUUGACAAGAUAUUGGAAGGUGGAAUUGAGUCAGGUUCUAUCACUGAGUUAUAUGGUGAAUUUCGAUCUGGGAAGACUCAGUUGUGUCACACCCUCUGUGUCACUUGCCAAUUGCCACUAGACCAAGGAGGUGCUGAGGGGAAAGCUAUGUACAUAGAUGCAGAGGGCACAUUUAGGCCUCAACGACUCUUACAGAUAGCAGAUAGGUUUGGAUUGGAUGGGCCUGAUGUAUUGGAAAAUGUUGCUUAUGCUAGAGCGUACAACACUGAUCAUCAAUCACGGCUUCUGCUGGAAGCAGCUUCAAUGAUGGUGGAAACAAGGUUUGCUGUAAUGAUAGUAGACAGUGCUACUGCCCUCUAUAGAACAGAUUUCUCUGGAAGGGGGGAACUUUCAGCCCGGCAAAUGCAUCUAGCAAAGUUUCUGAGGAGCCUUCAGAAAUUAGCAGAUGAGUUUGGUGUGGCUGUUGUAAUAACAAAUCAAGUAGUUUCACAAGUAGACGGUUCUGCAGUCUUUGCUGGACCUCAAAUCAAGCCUAUUGGAGGCAACAUUAUGGCUCAUGCUACAACAACAAGGCUAGCUCUCAGGAAAGGAAGAGGGGAAGAGCGAAUAUGUAAAGUGAUAAGUUCUCCUUGUUUGGCUGAAGCUGAAGCAAGAUUUCAGAUUUGUGCUGAAGGAGUUGCAGAUGUUAAAGACUGA